Messenger RNA from Antechinus flavipes (yellow-footed antechinus), 4438 nucleotides. RefSeq names its product HLA class II histocompatibility antigen, DM alpha chain. Bases 75 to 866 code for a protein of 263 amino acids. Gene Ontology annotation, molecular function: MHC class II protein complex binding. The record is from RefSeq and is a predicted model, not a curated record. Lineage: Eukaryota; Metazoa; Chordata; Mammalia; Dasyuromorphia; Dasyuridae. Gene Ontology annotation, biological process: positive regulation of T cell activation; immunoglobulin production involved in immunoglobulin-mediated immune response; antigen processing and presentation of exogenous peptide antigen via MHC class II. Gene Ontology annotation, cellular component: membrane; MHC class II protein complex. The transcript is spliced from 5 exons.
UUGGAGGUGAGAAAGGAAAUUAGCUUGACUGAAGUAGGAGAUUGGAGCCUGGUGCGUGGAAUAAAGAUCUAGACAUGGGACUUGAGCAAAACCUGGGAGUUACACUGUCACUACUGAAGCUACAGUCAUCAUUGCUUUUGUCCCUGUUCUGGGAAGCCACUCCAGUGUUGGCAGUGUUUGGGAAUAAUUUACAGAAUUACACAUUCUCUCACACACUAUUCUGCCAGAAUGGAGAAUCCUCCUUGGGUCUAUCAGAAAACUUCAAUGGGGACCAUCUCUUCUCCUUUGACUUCUCCAAGAACUCCCGGGUGCCCCGGCUGCCUGAAUUUGCUGCUUGGGCCACUGAUAAAGGAGACAUCGAGAGCAUAGAUGCUGACAAGAACCUCUGCCAGGAGCUGCAACAUAAAUUGAGUAAACUUUGUAAAGGACAGAUCCCUGAGGCUAGAGGAAUCCCCGUGGCUGAAGUUUUUACUCUGGAGCCUCUGGAGUUUGGGAAGCCCAACACUCUCGUUUGUUUUAUUAGCAAUUUCUUCCCACCUCGUAUAACCGUGACCUGGCAACAUGAAGGAGUCUCUGUGGAAAGCAGCAGCCCCACCUUUCUCUCAGCUACAGAUGGACUUAACUUCCAGGCCUUUUCUUAUCUGAACAUCACACCCAAAUCCACUGAUGUAUUCUCUUGCACUGUGGCACAGGAAGGUGAUCUCUUCAGCACUAUAGCUUUUUGGGUGCCUCAGAAUCCAAUACCCUCUGCAUUGUUGGAAAACAUACUGUGUGGUAUUGCCUUUGGCCUGGGCAUUGUUGGUAUCAUCGUAGGUGCUUCCCUCAUCAUCUACUUCCAAAAGCCAUGUGUAAAUGGUGCAGACUGAAUUGUUGGUGCCUGAGCCUUGCUUUCUUCACUUCCAUUGCAAUCAGCUCUACAGGAGGCUUCCUUGACUCACACACUUUUUCUAAGGGAUUUCCUUCAGAGGGGAGACGGGACUCCCACAAGGCAAAACUUCCAUUGUGGAGCUCAGAGGGACUAUAGCCUACUACUGAGGGGCUGGUAUAGUGUGAAGGUUACCAUACUAUACCUUCUCCCCUAUUUGUGAGAAUAAAGGUUGGUUUUUUUUUUUUUGUUUUUUUAAAACUAUCUGACGUAGUUUUUUUCAAAAUGGAAAUAAGAUUUGCUGUAGGACUUCUCCACCUGGAUGUCCUUCAGUCACUUCAGAUUGAAUGUAUAUAUGUCAGUUUUAAGAAAAUAUUUCCUUAUAAUUAGAACUAUCCCAAAAUACAGUAGGCUACCUUAGUGAGUAUUGAUUCCUUCAUCACUGGAGACUUUUCAAUGGAGAUUAUUCCUUUUCAGGUAUAGUUUAUUUAUCAUUUAUACAAGAAAACUAGAGUUCUCUUUUCUAGGAUUUCACUUCUUCCCAAAAGAAUUCUCUUUCCUCCAAAUUUCUAUCUCAUUUUUAUUUAAUGAUCUACAAUUUUCCUGGUGUUCCAUACAUGAAAUUUUAGAGUCAUCUUUUAUUCUAAUAUUUCCUUCAAAACUUACAGCCAGAGUGAUGGUAAAAGUUUAUAACAGGCUACCCUGGUGGGAAAGUAUAACACCUUUUUUAUGUUUAAUUUGCAUUAUUAAUAUUUUCUUCAUCACUUUCUUAAGUCUAGACAAUCAAUGAAACAAUAAAAUCAACCCCAACUGAUAGUAUUUAAGGUAGGAGCUCACACUGAAAAUUUAACAAUGGGCUCUCAUGAGUUAGUACCAGCUGCCUCCAGUCACCUCUGCUUAAGGUCAACUUCUUACCAAAUUUUAUUAUUUCUUCCUUUGAAACCUCUUUCCUUAAGUCCACACUGCCAUCACCAGUCCAAGGGUGGUAGAAUAAUCAAAAAAUGACAGAAUUGUGGGUAUAGCCUUCUAGCUGUUCUGCUUGUCUUCAGUCUCUUUCUGCCCAAAUUCUUCUAAGCCUACUGCCAGGCUAGUCUUAAAACUCUGCUAUCAAAUGUUAUUUCCCUACUUAAGAAUUUUCAGCAACUCCCUGUUUCUUCAGUCAAAUCUAAACUCCACAUCCCUUAGUAACCUGUUGCUCAGAUUCUCAUCUCUGAACUCAAAACGGACAGCUUGAAUCUCUGCAACCAUUCAUGAUAAUUCACAAUGGUUAAAUUUCUACAGUUGAUUCAGUCCCUGGGCAUUUGAAUUAUACUCUUGUGUCUUUAAAGGCCCUUUUAUUAGCUCUUCCAGUUAUAGAAUAUUAAGUUCCUUAGUGUGAUCUCUCCAUUGGCAGGCCCUAGUAGACUAUUCUUGUGAUCUGUUUGACUGUGAAUAAAAUAUAUCACCUGAUGUCCAGUUUCUGCUAUCAUUAUGAGUGAACAGUAGCCCAUCACAAAAUCUUGGCUUCCCCUUCUUCACUAGCUUGGCUGUUGCAAGAUGAAAAAGAAUAAUUUUGGUGUUUGGGGUAAGGUCCAAAUAAAAAUAAGUCUCAGAACCUCUAGUAGUACUGUGUAUCAUACUUUUAAUCCCUAAUGGACAUCCUUUCAAAUGAAUAAUCUUUUAUAUUUCUUGAGAUUCAUAAGAUUUAUAAUUGGAAAGGAUGAUUGAGGAUACACAAAGGUACAACGCAUCAGAUUUGGGACUCUAUAUCCUCUGCUUCAAAAUGUGUCAUAUUUUCACCCACUUUUAUCCUAUCAAAGAUCAAAAUUCACUGUAUACAUUACAUAUUAAUUUGAUUCCAUCUUACUAAUUGACUCACAUGAACUCUCACUGUUAAUCAAACUAGAAUAUUCAUUGUUCCUGCACAUUCUUGCCUUUGUUUAUGGUAUUUUCUCCAUAGGGAAUAUUUUCCCUCCUCCCCUCUGCUUAGCCAGAUUCUAGCCAUCAUUCAACUUGAGUUCCAUCUUCUUAAUGACAACUUUUCUGACCAUUCUAGUGGUCAAGGAUCUCCAUCUCCUCAGAGCUUUUAUUACAGUUGGAGAAAACGCUAGAGAUCCUCUAACUCAACUGCUCCAAUGAAGAAAUGGAGACCUUUUCCCCCUAGUUUAUUUUGUUUUUAAUUUAUGGAAUAAAACAAAUAUUUUCAUAACAUAAGAGGAUUAAAAAAAGAUGAUUGCAUAUGAAGCUCCCAAAACUAUCAUGCACAACUUGCUACUCCUUUCAAAUAUACAACACAAUUAUCAUGUAAAUUUCUUUUUUCCCUUCCCUCCUCCAUACAUUCUCUGUAUGCCAUUAGAUACAAGUAGUAUAUAUAUACACACAUAUAUAUGCACAAUACACAUAUAUAUGUAUACAUAUACACACAUAUACCUAAAAUAUAAUACCUUACUUAUAAUGUCACUUAAAAAAAAUAAAACUCCUAUAAGUUUCUGAUGUUGAAUCUUUUGACAGCAUCAAGGACUUUGGUGAAACCAUUCUAGAUAGUAAUUUGGAACUAUGCUCAAAGAGUUAUCAAGCUCUGCACCUUUUAAUCCAGCAGUGUUUCUACUGGGCUUAUAUCCCAAAGAGAUCUUAAACUAAAGAAAAGUACCCACAUGUGCAAAAAAUGUCUGUGGAAGCCCUUUUUGUAGUGACAAGAAACUGGAAGCUGAAUGGAUGUCCUUCAGUUGGAGAAUGGCUGAAUAAGUUAGGGUAUAUGAAUGUUUUUUUUUAAUAACUUUUUAUUGACAGAACCCAUGCCUGGGUAAUUUUUUACAGCAUUAUCCCUUGUACUCACUUCUGUUCCGAUUUUCCCCCUCCCUUUCUCUACCCCCUCCCCCAGAUGGCAAGCAGUCCUUUACAUGUUGAAUGGGUUACAGUAUAUCCUAGAUACAAUAUAUGUUUGCAGAACCGAAUAGUUCUCUUGUUGCACAGGGAGAAUUGGAUUCAGAAGGUAUAAAUAAUGGUAUAUGAAUGUUAUAGAAUAUUAUUGUUCUGUAAGAAAUGAUCUGAAGGAUGAUUUCAGAAAAGCCUGGAGAGACUAACAUGAAUUGAUAUGAAGUGAAAUGAGCAGAACCAGGAGAUCAUUGUAUAUGGUAACAACAAGAUUAUACAAUAAUCAAUUUUGAUGGAUGUGGCUCUCUUCAACCAUGAGAUGAUUCAGACCAGUUCCAAUGAUCUUGUGAUGAAGAGAGCCAUCUACACCCAGAGAGAGGACUGUGGGAACUGAGUGUGGUUCACAACAUAACAUUUUCACUCUUUUUAUUGUUGCACUUUAUUUUCUCUCAUGUUUUUUGUUUCUGUUUGAUUUGAUUUUUCUUGUGUAGCAAGAUAAUUGUAUAAAUAUGUAUGCAUAUAUUGGAUUUAACAUAUAUUUCUACCAUGUUUAACAUAUAUUGGAUUACUUACCAUUUGAGAGGGAGUGGAGGAAGAGGGGAAAUUGGAACACAAGGUUUUGUAAGGAUUAAUUAUUGUUGAUUAAUGUUGAAAAAUUAUUCAUGUAUAUGUUUUGAAAAUAAAAAGCUUUAAAUAAAAAAAGGACUUUGGUGACAAGAA